AAUCGAGUUCCGCCGCCGCCCCCCCUUCGUUGUCUUGUUGUGAGGAGGAAGAGUACCGCCGCCUGAGUCGUCGUGGACGGGAGAGACUUUUACGUGUAGGCGAGUCCAUGCUACGGGCCGUUUUUUUUUGUUUGUUCUGAAACCUCGUACGAAAACAAACCAACAACAACAAAUCCCCCCACUCGCUGGGGGAGACGGUCACCUCGGCGGGCGACAGCCAUGAGUUGGAACCCAUUUAAGGCCCAAGAACCCAAAAGGCCUGUCGUGUCAAAAACUGUGGAACGAGACUUUGAACGAGAAUAUGGAAAACUUCAACAGCUGGACGAGCAAAUUAAGAAGCUCUACAAAGACGUGAAAAAAUGCGCGGAGGCAGACGGAGCCGUGUCAAAGUCCGCGCUCAAGAUCACGGCCGACUUGCAGUCAAGCCAGUCGAGCCUCCAGGACGACGAGUUGGCGCGCGCCGUUGACGCUCUGGACCUGGCCUUCCACCGAGUCGACAACCACAACCAGGAGAAGGUAAAUCAACUACAGAAGACCGUAAUAGAGCCUAUGAAAAAGUUCAGCAGCGUGUUCCCGAGCCUGAACGUGGCAGUCAAGCGCCGGGAGCAGGCCCUGCAGGAAUGCAAGAAGCUCCAGGCCAAGUUGGAGAAGUAUGAGGAACGUGAAAAGACGGGACCAAACAUUGCCAAGACACAUCAGUCGCGUGAGGAGAUGAAGCCUGUACGGGAGGAGUUUGAACAGAGGAACAAGGCCCUGCUGGAGGAGAUGCCGCAGCUCUACACGAGCCGAGCCGACUACUUUCAGCCCAGCUUUGAGGCGCUCGUGCGCUCACAGGUGAACUACUACGCGGAGGUUUCCAAGAUCUUCCGCGACCUGUCGGAGAAGAUUGACGUCGCGGAACGCACGGACGAGCAGCGUGAGCAGGAGAAUGAGGCGCGGCUCGCCGAGCUGCGCUCCCUCUCCAUCGUCGCCAACGACUGAGAGCUCGCCACCGCCGUCCCUCGGUCCCCACUCACACCCUUGCCUCACCGACUACCCCCCUCCCCUUGUCACUAACCCCCACCCCCACCCCAUGUAUGUAUGUUGAACUUCUUUCGCACCAUAAUUGAGGUUUUUUGGGUCUGAUCGCGUAAAUGAAAAUGUGAUUAACCUGCUUUGGCACUGUACGUAGCCAGUCGUGCUAAUUGGAGGUGUGGGGGAAGGACAAAACAAAAUAAAAACAAAAAGCAGUUCUAAAGAAAUGAAUUUUCAGUUUACAUGAUUUAGAAGUGCAUGGCUCCAGUGGCUUCCAAAUAUCGGAAGGAAGAGUAUUCCAGACGGCCGCAGAAGCGCAUAUGAAAGCGUUGAUGCGGGUGAAGGAGUAUAUUCGCUUACAUAGGCCCUUACAUAUGAGAAGUGGGUGCUAUCUUUCCGCUUUCCCUGGUCCUUGCAGAGGUUCACGGUUCGCAUCCAGCAGCCACCCUGGUUAUCACUGCGGUGGUGUAUUAACCAUGACAAUACUAUGCGCCGUCUGCUGCACAGUGGACGUUAAAGAUCCCGUGAUGUCAUUCACAAGAGGAGGUUAUUGUGUGCUGGUAUCAUGCUUCAGAUUUGACAAUAAAAAAACUCAAAUAGGGUGAAACGUAACGAUCAUUACUCCCUACUGCAAAACACUUUGCAGCGCCCUCCUGAGACUCGGUGAGACUCUCCCGAGAUAAAUAAAAACACGAGUGAAAUCUAUUUCAGGGGAUGCUGCAAUAGUGAAAUGGUCGGCACGCUGGACUUGCAAUCCAGAGGUUGGCAGUUCUAUAAAGCAAUGAGGCAAAUGUCUUAAAUCGCCCCCCCCCCACGCAUCUGUCCACCCUGCAGUAUAAAUAUGACAGUGCAAAAUAUUGGGAUUUGACGAUAGGUUGUACAGGGGACAUGACGAAGAAGACGAGUUAGUCGAUCGACAGGCCACGUUUGGUGGGGUCAAGUGUGAUUACUCCAUCUUCAAAGACAUCUGGCCAGUACUCUCCAGAGGGGCUCUCUAGAGCCCUUUCGCCAGCAGUGCUGUGCCUUUACCUUUCGCGUGCACCUUUUCAUAUUUUCUGAAAUCCAAAUUUCAUCGCGAGAGGGUAACUCGGUGAUCACUACUGGUGAAUUAAUCCGUGUGUUUGUGCCUUAAGCGAAAAAUCUUAAAUGACCAGAGAGACCUCGAGAAAAGCCACGCCCACCAAACCUAGGUCCAUAGUGACUUCCACGUGUUUCCACAGUGAAAGAUUUUGCUCGUGGAAAGAAGCAUUUCUCUUCCGACAUCUGGAGUGGUUGGUCCUGUGCAACAGUAAGUGGCUUGAGAAAGCAGACAAAUAACACAGUACCACCGAGGUUAGUCGAUGCAUCUGUGCCAAGCCACAGAUUGUUCAAUCGCUGCUAAUAUUUCAGAACUAUCUCGGCAGCCCCCUCUCACUUGUUCUUUCAACAUUCACCAGGUCAACUCUGCACCGACUUUUCUCAUGAAAGUAUAAAGAGUGAUACUGCGUACGGGAGAUUGGGCCUGCUUACAUAAUAUAACCAACCCCCUUCAGGAUGUGAAUCUGCCAUAUACGUCUGUUUUCCACCAUACAACCGAGUUGUGCUAGGGCCAUGCUGAGCCAGCCGGGUGGUUUUGGCCACAGCAGAAGCUGAGCCGAGCUCCUGUGGACGAGUUAAAACGCACGUAGCUGCGACGCGGUGACACUCCGUUUGAAUUGUGUGUGUAUGUAUGUGCCCACUGAUGCCACGCGCAAUGAACACACGUUCUUAGCCCCGUCGCUGCUUGGCCCCGAGCCAUAUUCAGAUGUCUUUUGUAAGGCCAGCUUAUCUAGAUUUGGUUUCAGGCUCGGCACAGCAAAAUAGCCAGUGGGGAAACCACCCUACUGUUAGUGUUCCACGCUGGCUCAGCUCAGAUGUGCCAGUGGAAAAGAGGUAGUAGUUGGUGACUGUAGCUUAUCGGUUAGAGUGCUAGCUUGUGAUGCCAUUGAAUGUGGGUAGUGUUGGACAUCUAAUGCCAUUGAGUGAGUGGUAAUGGUGGAGCAAGGAUACGGUGGAACGGCAGCCACCGAGAGUUUUUAGGACAAGUUCUGGGUAUUUUUGUGCACGUGCACUUUGUGUGUUUUUGCUUGUGUUUUUUUGUUAUUUCUGUGUGUAUGUUUUGUGUGUGGAGAAUGACGACACUGGUAUUUAAAGCAUUGCACUACAAUAGUGGAAACGUGGGUUUGACUCCCUAGCCGUGCACAUCGUUCAGUUGCAAAAACGUGACCUCUAGUUCAGCUCGGCCAUUGGUACCUGGUGGGGCAAUCGGGAGUGCCGUUGGCUACAACGCCUCAUGUGCUUUGCUGCGUGUGUGAGUGCUCACGAACAUCACUCACCCCUACGGUUUACAAGACUCAACAGAUUAACUUUACAUUUGAAUGUUGGGUGCCCGUGCGUGUGUUAUAUGUUCCGUGAUCAUGAGCUGUGUGCGUGUCCUGCAUCGCGUCUUGUGUUUUUCCGCUGUUCGUUACCCCGAAUUAGAUGGCCUCUCGCUGUGGGUUCUCAUCUGGUUGAAUGGAGGAUUGGUUUCUGGGAAGCAGUGUGCAAGUCCGAUGGUGCUGUGGUGAAAACUCUUUACGCCUGGUCAGAAAGUUACAGGUUUGAAGCUAAGUCAUAAUAAACUCGGCUUAUCCUUCCAGGGCCGGUACAAUUGGUACCGCUUUAUGGGAAGUCAACAGUGCCUGACGGUCUGGUCCCCAACCACAAGAAUAUGGAAUGUCCACCACUCGCCCAGUUAUGGAGAUGAGUGCCCACUAGAUAGCUUCACUUUUAAUUCCUAAAAAACGACACGCGCUCUCUCCAUGGCUCACAUAAUGGCUAGCAUGUCGUGAUUCCAAGAAAGGUGCAUUUUUAAUCACAGCCCCUGGAUUAUCAACUUCUGAGCUGAGCUUGAUGGCUACAGAAAGUGGCGCACUUCACGGCAAAUAACGCACACUUGAAUCAUGAUGAAUGGUCGUGUCCGCAGAGCUGUGUGGGUUGGUUAUUAUUUCGAGCACUAUGCUAAAUACCUACAGCGUUUAAAUCUCCUUGUUGGUAGUGAUGGAUCAGUACUUGGAUUCACAUUUAUUUUUUGUAAUCGCUUUGUGCCAGUAAUGUCUACCGCUCAGUACAAAUCACUGAAAUAAUACUUUUGUUAUUUAGCUUACGUUGUUGGGUUGGUUAUGUUAAACUAUAUUUUAGCAAAUAAGUAAAACAAAAACUGUGAGUUAACGUAUGCUGCCUUGUGCCUUCUGAUGAUUAUUUCAUGUGUAUGUGUGUGAAAUGCAUAUGUAUCGUUGGUAAGCCUUGGCUGAAAUGGGCCGUUAAUAAAAUAUAUAUAUAGACACGCA
Messenger RNA from Petromyzon marinus (sea lamprey), 4361 nucleotides. It is a transcript of the gene BIN3, whose product is annotated as bridging integrator 3. Gene Ontology annotation, molecular function: lipid binding; protein binding. Gene Ontology annotation, biological process: endocytosis; actin cortical patch localization; plasma membrane tubulation. Lineage: Eukaryota; Metazoa; Chordata; Hyperoartia; Petromyzontiformes; Petromyzontidae. Gene Ontology annotation, cellular component: actin cytoskeleton; cytoplasm. The record is from RefSeq and is a predicted model, not a curated record.